Molecule: messenger RNA, 3684 nt
Organism: Symbiodinium sp. CCMP2592
Lineage: Eukaryota; Dinophyceae; Suessiales; Symbiodiniaceae
Source: the annotation of a GenBank genome assembly
AUGUCGAACCCUAGUGGCGCCGCCUCCUCUUCGACGCCCCAGGCGACGGUGCGCCUUGUGCGUAAGGCACCGCCGCAGGUCCCUCAGCCGACGCCAUCUCCCGACGUCGGGGUCCACGUCGCCGUCCGGGAGCUUCGCAAUGUGCUCCGGAAGGGACGGGAGAAUGGCUUUGGGGCGUGGGCCGAGCUGGCGGCGAACCUGGGCAUGGAGGAUAGGACGGCCCUCGCCGAGCUCCUCGCCGUGAUGUCGGUGGUUCCCCCGACGAACCCACCGACGGAGGAGGAACGCCAGAUGUACAUGGGGCGCCUCUUCCCGCAGAGGACGCCGACGGCGGAUGGGCUGAUCCAGGUGAAGGCUGCGCCGACCCCACCGCCGGGAGUUGGCACUACAACGCCGACCUCGACGGGCCCCGGGAGCUCAUCGACGGCACCAGCUAUGCCGAGUUCAUCAACGGGCCCCAGCAGCUCACCGACGGCAACCAUCUUGCAGCAGAACGUCGGGGCACCGCCCACGGCGUGGGCCAGCCAGGUACAGUGGCAGCCACCGCCACCAACGACGGCAAGAGACGCCGAUCAAGUUUCGGGCAUGGUGUUUCUCGACGCACCUACCUCCUCGACGACAAGGACCGCAGCGGCCUUUUUGGAUCCGACGGAGGCUAGGGAGCCGGAGACGACUGCAUCGCCGACCAUUGUGGGUUUCCCCGGGCUCGCCGAGAUGGAGGCACAGUCGGCGAUGCCCUCAGGUACGGCGACACCGGCCUUCUACUUCGACGCGGCUGGCCGCCGCACCAGAGCGCCACCAGCCGGAGCACGACGGCCCGACAUCGCCACUGGGGUUCAAACGCCGGCCACCACGGCGGGCGAUGGAGCAGCAGAUGACGUCGUGACCAUGGCGGCAAGCAUGCUCAGGGAGGUGGCGCCGAGGACGGACGACGACGCCGUCUCGACGGCUGGAAGCCUGAGCUCGACGACACGGGGAAGAUCGCCGCAGCGUGGUGGGCGCCCGGCCAUGGACCCACCGCCUCCACCGCCGGUGGCUGACACACCCCCAGCCAGGUCGUCGUUCCCGCCGUUGUCAGCUGCUUCGACGCCAUGGCAGUCAACGCCGCCGAGCCCGAGGCAGUCUACACGACGGGCUCCCACACCGCCGGCGGUGGCACAAGACCGCCCGGAUUGGAUGUUCCCGCCGGGGGCGAGGCCGGCGGACCAGGAUGAUAGCUCGACGGCCGCGCCCGGCCCAGCCACCACAAGGACGACGACACCGACGGGGGCACGGUCCAGGUCCAAGACGGCGGCGGGGUUCCGCGAGCACCUGAGCGACGAGAGGAUCCGCCAGAUAGAGAUCAACAUGACCGACGACUAUCGGCAGCACAAGCGGGCCAUGCAUCGCCGAGGCGCCCGAGCCGUCGACGACCCGCCGAAGUCGGUCAAGCACUUGCUCAGGCGGACCUUGAUCGACGUGAUCGCCGAGGAGAACCUGGACAGGCAGGGCAUCGACGGGCACAAGCCGAAGCCCCCGCCGACCUCGGCGCCCACCUACUGUGCAUACUGGUUCUGCUCGACGCUACCCGCCAACACACGCGGCGCCCGGAUCCCUUGGCAAAGCCAGGAGGCCGGCCGACGUGUGCUUGGUUGGUGCUCGCACCCUUGCACGUCGCCGCAUUGCCCUCACCUCGACGACCUUUACGACGUAGACACGCCGGGCCUAGGCCGCUGUCUACGUCCCGUCGUGGAGGGCAACGGCCGUGACCAUAUCGGUCACGAGACUGAUCUUUUACGACGCCAGCGGGUGCCCCUGUCACCCGGCUUCGGCCAUCGGGUCGGCACCGCUGAGGCAGUCGACGGCGGCGGGGGCAGGAUCAGAGCCCACCGCCGCCCUGUACCACUUACUUUUUCGACGACUCCGUCGUUGCCAGAGUUGCUUAAUCUCGGCGUUCACGCCGCACGGUGCCUUUUGGCGGAGCCCGACGCACCCGACAAAAAGAGCGUCGUGCACCUGUUGCCUCGUCCGUCGCGCCUGCCGGCGCCGGUCAUGAACCAACAAGCCGCAUCGUCGGGACCCUCCGCGACUGUCGCCGACUUCUUUCGCGACGUCGCCUCGGCAGGCGGUUCGGCCUAUAUCGCUACCCUGGCCGGGUUCGGCGCGAUCAACACGCCGGCCGUGAGGGACUCCUUCGCCGUCCUUUUGGAGAACGGCGUGCCCGAGGGCCUCUUGCUGCAGAUCCUUGCGCCGGUGCCGCCGACGCAGCCAGAACCAACGGCGGCCAGGCCACCCAGGCACGACGUACCGCACAGAAGGACCCUACCCCGGGCAUCAUUGACGGCGGCUUUGGAGGCCAUGGACCCCGGGCGACGCCAAGACACCCUCGCCACCAUCGACGCCAAUCUGCUGGCAUCGUCGACCCGCCAGUUUCCCCUCUUCCCGCUCGACGCCAACAAGCUUCACACCAUCGCCGGGGCCAUGCGGAUCGCCGGCUACAGGUCGACUGGGCUGUACCUCGACGCGGUGGUAUGGCAUCAGGAGAACACCCUCCACACGCCGGUCACCCCUGGACUCCGACGGGUGGUCAAGACCCUGACCAAGGCAGCGGCGAGGGGCCUGCCAGGGUCCAGGCUCAAACAGGCAUUCGACCUCGACGAGCUCACCAAGUUGGUCGACGACACGGCACCGUUCGGGCCCUUCAACGCCGGCUUGGUUGCUCACGCCGUCGAUGUCGUUAUCGUCGCUACUUGGUUUAUGCUGAGGGAGGUGGAGCUCGCGGCGGCCCGGGUCAGAGAUCUCACCGUGACCUUGUCGGCGGUGCGUUUGCACUUCGACGGCCCACCCACUUUGCCCAAGAUGCGCCGCACACCGCCACCUUCGGCGGAUCCAGGCAUCCGCGGCUGCGACGCCGGCCGACUUCCUGUUUCCGACCAGACCGACGGUGCAGAGGCGGAGUCAGCCGAGAUGUUUCGGCUGGUGCUGGACGCCGCCGGCUUCGAGACGGUGUACCUCGACGAACAGGGCAAGCGCCGCUUGAUCUUCGGCGGCCACGCCGCCAGAGUGGCAGGUGCGACCUUCUUGGCGAUGAGGGGGGUCCCGGUCGCCGUGAUCCAGCUGCUCGGCCGAUGGGCCUCCACCGCCGUCGAACGGUAUGUUCAACAGGCACCCCUCGCCGUGGCAGCCGGCGUUCCAGCCCAGGCCUUGGCAGCGCCGAGUGCGUCGACAACGACGCCGGCCCAGCCCCUGGCGACACCGACGCCGCCGGCCAUCAUGGACUUGUUGCCGACGGGGAACGCAGCCGGGCACGCCGAUACGGCGGUGCCGGCCUCGCAGCAGAUGGUGCCCAACGUCGACUUCGCGGCAGAGGUGCCCGGCGUGGAGUUCGUGCCAGAACCCACCAGGAUGCCAGUGGCCGACGCGAUCGGCGACUCGGCGCCCCGGUAUGUCAUGAACUGCCGCACCAAAAUGGUGCACAAGCCGGGGGUCGACGAAGCGACGACAGAGAGGUCGGACUGGCAGGCCAAGUGCGGCUGGCCUUACGGCGUGCGACAGUUCUUUCGCCUGUCCGAGCUGCCGCCGGAUCCGGCCUUAUGCCGCAAGUGCUUCCCGACGGAAGCCGUCGACGUUGAGGCACCGGAGGCGAUCGACUCGUCGUCGAGCUCCUCGUCCUCCACUAGCGAAGCGACGUCGGACUCCGACUGA